This is a messenger RNA of Zerene cesonia (dogface butterfly), 1397 nucleotides long. Its product is annotated as WD repeat-containing protein 74. Gene Ontology annotation, biological process: ribosomal large subunit biogenesis. Bases 114 to 1376 code for a protein of 420 amino acids. Gene Ontology annotation, cellular component: preribosome, large subunit precursor; nucleolus. Lineage: Eukaryota; Metazoa; Arthropoda; Insecta; Lepidoptera; Pieridae. The record is from RefSeq and is a predicted model, not a curated record. Gene Ontology annotation, molecular function: protein binding. The transcript is spliced from 8 exons.
AGUUGUUCCAAAAGUCAAACUCAUGUUCGCUAUUUCACGUGGUUAUCGCGUUUGUAAAUAUCGCUGAUUGUACAUUAUUUUCUAAAAUGAUGAAUGUAUAAAAGAACACAAAAAUGUUACUAGAAGAGGAGAAAACAUUUGACUUUUUUGUUAGCAGCCGAAUUGGCUCGUUCAAACAUAUAAAAUACCACACGGACCUAGCUAAAAACAGUAAAAAAUGUAUCGAAAACCUGGUAGACAUAAAAACUUUACAAAAAGAUGACACAAUCACGUGCAUGGAAUGGGGGAACAAGGAGCAGACAGAAAUACUUAUUGGAAAAAGGAAUCGAAAGAUUGAAACAUACAACACAGAGAAGAGGUUGGCAAACAUAGAGACAAUCGAUUUUGGAUCUGGCGACAUUGUUGGCCUGGGUCGCUAUAAGCAGCGUCUCAUAGCUGGUGUUGCCAGUGGUGUGGUGAAAAUUUGGGGGAAAAAGGAAGAUACUCUGGUUGAAGCUGGAGGGAAAAUUGAUAGAAUGAAAGUAUGGAGCGAUGGAAAUGUUUUUGCAACUGGUGGUGAGGAGAAUGAUUUAAAACUAUGGCGGAUAGGUGAGACAGCACCGAUUUUUAUAGCGAAAAAUCUGCCCCACGACUGGUUGCAACUGCGAAGACCUGUAUGGGUGACUGAUUUAACGUUUCUAGAGGAAAACUUGCUGGCGGUGUGCUCUAGGCAUGGCUAUGUUAGGCUAUAUGACACAAGGGUACAACGCAGACCGGUAUGCAAUGUGGACACUAAAGGGAUGGCCGCAACCUGUAUAGCCAAUGGUUUUGAUGAAAGGCAAGUCCUAGUCGGCUUUGGUCGUGGUCAGCUCCAUCAAGUCGACUUCCGUAAAACUCGCCUCGACAAAGGGUAUAAGGGCGCAGCCGGGGCGAUAACUAGUAUAGCGGUGUGCCCAGACAGACUCGUGGUUAGCACCAGCCUGGACAGGCAUAUCCGGGUGCAUGAUCAUGCUAGCAAGAGUUGUGUUUAUAAGCAAUACCUGACGUCAAAGCUAACUAAAGUGCUGGUACAGACGGCCACCUCCACGCCUCUGCGUAAUUCUGGGGAAGAGGUUAAGGAGGAAGAAGAAGAAAUUGCGGUGAAAACUGACGACUUGGAUGAGAUCUUCGAAAAUAUGGAGACUGUUGGAGCGAAAACGCCACGUAAGAAACAUUCAGAAGAAUUAGAUACAGCGGUGGAAGCGAAGAAAUGUAAACCCUCCACGGAAGGGAGUACAGAAGUUAGAAGCGGAGAUGAUGCGAUUGUGAAGCUGUUGCGAAGUACGGAGAAGCAGAAGAGAAGAUUGGAGAAGAGGAAGAGGGAGAAGAAAGCGAAGAGUGUGUUUCAUAAUGCGUAGAAUAAAGAGUUUUGAAUUUUG